Colletotrichum fioriniae is the source of this 1656-nucleotide messenger RNA. Lineage: Eukaryota; Fungi; Ascomycota; Sordariomycetes; Glomerellales; Glomerellaceae. The record is from RefSeq and is a predicted model, not a curated record.
AUGGCCGAUGCCAUGGCGUCCAACACUCCGAGUACUUUUAAUCAUGAUCUCUCGGCACCUGAUCCUCAGUUUGAGUCUCUGAUAAGUCGAGCUCUGGACAAUUUCUUCCGCCAUGUUCAUCACAUUCCCAUGCUGUCCUUCCUUCAUCGAGCUUCUCUUAUGCAGCGGCAUAAUGUUGGCGGCCUAGACCGUCCGCUGCUGCUGGCUCUCAUUGGCAUCACGAGCAUGCUCACUGACCUUGGGCCGGGAACGAGAGAGUAUGGCGAGAAAUGUAUUGACGAGUCUGAGGGACUCAUUUUGAAGGGCCUCGAGAAUGCGUCAACGAUCAAAGUGCAGACACUAGCUCUCAUAAUCAAGUAUCGCAUCUUGACACGACGCUUCUCAAGCGCAUUUAUGCUUGCUGCCACAGCGGCUAGAUUCGCCACGGCCCUCCGACUCAACUACGACAACCCGGAUCUGUGCUUCCUCGCUCAGGAAUCAAGACGCCGUCUGAUGUGGGCAUUGUUCAUGAUUGAUCAGGGUAUGGCCGGAGGAUACCGCGAUCUCACCUUGUGGACGCCAGAGACGAUUCAUAUUUCGCUCCCAUGCAACGAAAGAGACUUUGAGUUCGAUCUUGCGCCGCCGUCAUUACGACCGCUGGUCCCAAGUCCCGAUGAGUCCGAGAACGACGAUAUUGGCAGCUUAGCAUUACACGUGCGCAUUCUCUGGCUUCGCGGUAGAAUCCUCAAGUUCGCCAAGCGAGCCUCCAAUUGUUCCAACGACGACCUUGGCCGACUCCAGGAACAACUCCAGUCGUUUGCAAAGGAGCUCUCGGACUUUGCUGAGCGGUUGCCCGUGUCGUUCCGCUGGUCCGACAACAGCCUGCGGUUGAGAGCAUAUUCUCCACGUCUUUGCGUCUUCAUCAUGAUCCACGUCUGGUUGCGGCAGUGCAACUGCGAUCUCUUCAGGAUAGGACUUGUUGGGCUUCGCGAUUCUUUGACUCGGUCAGCCGCCGAACGGCUGGGUCCCGAGUUCAUCGCCGGUUGUCAGCGCCAGUGCUACGAGCAUGCGAUGGAAAUGUCAAAUAUGUUCACCUCCAUCAGGGCGUUGGACCAUUACCCCGUUGCGGACCUAGAUAUGCCGGUAUGCGCGUACCAGUGUAUCCGCAUGCUUUACUAUAUUUACCACCUGAACGCGGAAGAGUACGGUCUUACGCCUGAGAUCCUUCGUAAAAAGGCUUCAAUUUGUCUUGAGCAAGCCGACCUUCAACGACUCAUGGACCACGGUCUCUCGAUACAGGCUACCCCUAGUCGGCUGCUUAGUGAAGAGCCCCAGGACGAAAGAAACGGCAACGGUGCCAAGCGCAUCCGCCUUGCUCGCGCGAAGCAGGUACAGUUGGCGGAUGACCCAGAUAGAGGCGCGCCGGCGGCCGACGAGCUCACCAAUCGACCAUUUGGCAUUGGGGCAUGGGAAGAUAUACAGGUUCCCGAAUCCAACAAGCCAGACGAGCAGGCACCUAUGCCACCACAGCCCACAGCGCUCGGCUCACUGGAGGUCAACAAUGCAUUCGAGGGAGCACUUGACAGUCUCGAUUUCAACAUGGAACCCAUGGGUUUGGAUUCCUUGGCAUGGUUCUCGAAUGAGUGGGCACAAGGCGAUUUCCAGGGCGAGUUCUAG